CUGGAUUCCCUGGCGAUCGUGAUAGUCGCCUACGCAGUAACCAUAUCUCUCGCGUUGAUCUUCGCCCGAAAGUGCUUCUACGAAGUCGAUUCGAACCAGGAACUGUUGGCUUUGGGCUUGAGCAACGGUUUCGGUUCCGUUACGCAAUGCAUGCCCAUCUCUGCGUCUUUAUCCAGGACCCUGCUCAGGUACAAUGCAGGCGGUAAAACCCAAUUAGCCGCCGUCGUUUCGAGUUCUCUUCUAUUAAUCGUGAUUGUAUGGAUAGCGCCGCUGUUCGAAGCUUUGCCGAGGUGUAUUUUAGCUAGCAUAAUAGUCGUGGCGCUUACGGAAAUGUUGCUUAAAGUGCGAUUAGUUAAAAAAUAUUGGUUGUUGAGCCGAUGGGAGGGAAUAAUAUGGAGUGUAACGUUUUUGGUGACGUUUAUAUUUCAUAUAAGCGGUGGAUUGAUAGCGGGAGUUUUAACGUCUUUGUUAGUAAUGGGAUUGCAAUGUUACACGCCGAAUAAUGCUAUUUUAGGAGUUAUUCCGAGUACAGAUCUUUAUCUGGACAUAGAUAAAUAUAAAACGGCUCGAGAAUUGGCCGGGAUAAAAAUCUUCCGAAGUUCCGGCGUUUUGAAUUUUUCUGUAAUACAAAGCUACAAAAAGGCGCUGUUUAAGAAAACCGGGCUGGAUCCGCAUCGCGAGUUCAUUAGAAUGGUCAGGGAACAUCGAGAUUUGCAAGAGGAUUUCCUUCAAUUAAAUUUCGUUGUGCUCGAUUUUUCCAAUAUAACUUUCAUCGAUAGAAACGCUGUGGAAUUUCUCGCUACCUUAUCGCGCGAUUACAGCCGGGUUAAUAUCGAAUUGGUCAUUGGCGGAUGUUCAGAACCAAUAUAUAGCACAAUCGCUAGAGUUUACAGAGUAGAAAAAAGAGAAAACGACCUCAUAAUAUUCCCCACGUUGCACGACGCCGUUCUGUACGCUGAAACGAGCUCCAAUAAAAAUAAAUAA
Messenger RNA from Phyllotreta striolata, 984 nucleotides. NCBI's taxonomy places the organism in Eukaryota, Metazoa, Arthropoda, Insecta, Coleoptera, Chrysomelidae. The record is from the annotation of a GenBank genome assembly.